Molecule: messenger RNA, 1283 nt
Organism: Gloeophyllum trabeum ATCC 11539
Lineage: Eukaryota; Fungi; Basidiomycota; Agaricomycetes; Gloeophyllales; Gloeophyllaceae
Product: haloacid dehalogenase
Exons: 4
Coding region: 1-804 (267 amino acids)
Source: RefSeq, a predicted model, not a curated record
AUGGCGGUCCACGAGCCACUGGCGUCUUUCACCCCUGUCAAAGCCAUCCUUUUCGAUGUAUUCGGAACGGUUGUAGAUUGGGAAGGCGGGCUAACAAGCCAGCUUCAAGAAAUCGCGCGCAAGAAAGGAGUUGGCGAUCCUCAGGUUGCUUCCAGACUAGACCAAGUCAACUGGCUAGCUUUCGCGCAAGAGUGGCGAUCGGGCUUCUGGGCCGUUGCAAGGGCUUUCCCUCGAAAUCAAGACAUCGACGAUUUCGAUAUCGAUGACGUACAUAGAGACUGCUUGAGACCUCUGAUACCAAAGUAUGGUCUCGAAGGCGUAUGGACCGAGGCUGAAAUCAAUGAGAUUACCAGGUUCUGGCACUAUCUGAAGGGAUGGCCCGAUUCUUCAUCUGCCUUGCAUAAACUACGGCGGAACUAUAUGAUUGGAACUUGCGCCAACGGGACCUUGCGACUUCUCAUCGAUAUGUCGAGGCACGCUGAUCUACCUUGGAACACCAUCUUCACGUCAGAUGUACUUCACAUCUUCAAACCCUCACCGCAGUUCUACCUCCGUGCCGCAGGUCUCCUCCGCCUUCAGCCGUCCGAGAUCCUCAUGGUCGCAGCGCAUGACUAUGAUCUCGCAGCGGCCAACGAAGUGGGGUUCAGAACGUGCUACGUGAGGCGAAGGACGGAAGAUGGAGGCGGAAGACACGUCAGAGUCGGAGCUGGGGGCAUAGAGUGGCUUGUGGACAGCUUCGAUGAGAUUGUGGAAGGGUUGGACAGAAUCCGCAAGUCCUCGCCUCACGAUCUACUCACGCUAUGAUGCUAUACGGGAGGUAAUAAGUGCUACGGACUGAGGGUGAGAGGUUUAAGCCGUAACUGUUGCGAAAAAAAGCAGCCCUGUCGCACAGCUGUAUCUUAUUAUUGAUUUAAAGGUCAGUGCCGAGUGGGUAACGGCUCCUGCAUAACUUGCUCUGUGUCCAGUCAUAAUUCCUGGGGUUCCUCGGGCAGGUUAUCCACGUGUCGCCCGAUUCCCGCCGGAACGUCCCGGAAUCAACCAGGAACCAGAGUGCAACAUGUCCUGUUCGUUGUAAGAAGUGACUCGGAAUGGUUGUCCGCUCCUGAGGCUUGAGACCCGUCUGUGUUGUCCCCACCCGCAAUCUGGCCCUGUCCAUAAUGUGCGUGCGGGAUCAAAGGAUUGGCAUGAAGAAUGUCCAUGUGACGAUAUUAGCUGCGUCCUUCCGCUUUCCUCUCCACUUUCAGAGAUGCCAGAGAAAGCUCGACCCCGUGCACACAGCAGGA